AGUUGAGUGUUCUCACCGUAGUACACACAUAUAUAUAUACCUUUUUCAAUGCCAUGCGGCAUGCACGUGUACCUUGCUAUGUGCUGUCGUGCGGGUGGCGCCAGGGGAUGAGAGCUCUUUCAACAACGACGCGGCUGCUAAGGGAUGCUGAUCCUCUCAGUGUCCUUUUUGAGGAGGUGGAAAACUGUGAUACAUCUGUUCACUCACAAGGCAGCAGCACAUCUGCAAAGCUUGAGGAGUCAGACGCGUCGCGUACUGUGCAAUCUUCGCCUCCGCCGUCGUCUGAUGCGCGAGUACGGCUGGAGGAAGCGAAGCAGAAGCGCUUGAAGCGUCAGUUGAAGGAUGUUGGCGACGAGCUCAAUGCGCUGCUUAAUGAAAAAGGUCGCGUUGCCGCACAAGUCGCGAACAAGGCGUAUGUCCCGGCACGAGCAGCGAAGACGUUUCUUUCGUCAGCUGAACUGAUUCAAGAAAAGGCCCCUCAAGAGUUUGUUGCAGACGAGCAGAGCGCGGAGGAGCUUGUGAAGGUGCCGUUGUUGCAACAUUCAGGCUGCUCGGCGGUCAUCACGAUGGUGGGAGUGGUUGCCAAAGCACCGCAACAGGUCAGUGUCACGUUUCCUGGUGGAUACGCUGAGAGCGGCUGCGUUGAAUUCACGGUGCGGUACGAAAUUCCUUUUGUGCAAGCUAGCACCUCCAUGCUGGUGACUGUGCGAGCCGUCGGCGCGACACUCUCGACGUUUGUCCAGGAAAACGUGAGCGUUGGCGACGUCGUGCACGUUCUAGGCCAUUUAGCGCCUUUCAACACACCCGGAAAAGAUGGCAGUCUGUGCGCCAUUUACGUACUUCCCGCUGGAGGAAACGUGACUGUUGUCCUUUCCAAAGCCGCGACUUAA
Leptomonas pyrrhocoris is the source of this 890-nucleotide messenger RNA. RefSeq lists its product as hypothetical. Bases 108 to 890 code for a protein of 260 amino acids. Lineage: Eukaryota; Euglenozoa; Kinetoplastea; Trypanosomatida; Trypanosomatidae. The transcript has a single exon. The record is from RefSeq and is a predicted model, not a curated record.